Messenger RNA from Racocetra persica, 183 nucleotides. The record is from the annotation of a GenBank genome assembly. NCBI's taxonomy places the organism in Eukaryota, Fungi, Glomeromycota, Glomeromycetes, Diversisporales, Gigasporaceae.
AUGAAUGAUAAUAAAAUUCUUGCGAUGGUCCAUAAAACCUUUAAUUCUGAGCAAGUAGUAACAGAUCCUAAGGAAGAUAAUGUGCUUCCAACACCUCCAUUUGAAAAAUUGAAAAAUGUAUUGAAAAAACAAACCGAUCUCUUUGGCUAUUUUGGUGAUCAAGAUUCGCAAUAUUUAUUUGAA